Messenger RNA from Pelmatolapia mariae (spotted tilapia), 2559 nucleotides. Its product is annotated as chitotriosidase-1-like. Gene Ontology annotation, molecular function: chitin binding; hydrolase activity, hydrolyzing O-glycosyl compounds. Bases 1 to 2559 code for a protein of 852 amino acids. The record is from RefSeq and is a predicted model, not a curated record. Gene Ontology annotation, cellular component: extracellular region. The transcript has 20 exons. Lineage: Eukaryota; Metazoa; Chordata; Actinopteri; Cichliformes; Cichlidae. Gene Ontology annotation, biological process: carbohydrate metabolic process.
AUGCGCAUCCUAAUUGUGAUCUCAGGUCUCUGUCUCGCGUUUGGCAGUCUGGUCUCAUCCUCCAGACUUAUGUGUUACUUCACAAACUGGUCCCAAUACAGACCUGGCAAUGGGAGGUUUAUGCCUUCAAAUAUUGAUCCGAACCUUUGUACUCACCUAAUCUAUGCCUUUUCUGGUAUUAAUGAGGCAAAUGAAUUGGUGACCAUAGAAUGGAAUGAUGAGGAACUCUAUAGAUCCUUUAAUGGACUCAAACAAAGGAAUCCAAAUCUUAAAACCCUGCUGGCAGUUGGAGGUUGGAACUUCGGAACACAAAAGUUCACUACUAUGGUGUCAACUCAAGCCAACAGAAAUACAUUUAUACAAUCUUCUAUCAAACUACUGAGAAAAUUUGGUUUUGAUGGACUAAACCUAGACUGGGAAUACCCUGCAGCAAGAGGAAGCCCUCUGGAAGACAAGAAGAGAUUCACAGUGUUAUGCAAGGAGCUACUACAGGCCUUUGAGGCAGAGGGAACAUCAACAGGACGGCCCAGGUUAAUGAUUUCUGCUGCUGUGUCUGCUGGUAAAGAAACCAUUGAUGCCGGUUAUGAAGUCUCAGAGAUAUCAAAGUAUGUCGAUUUUAUUAAUGUGAUGACGUACGCCUUUCAUGGUACCUGGGAGAGUGUCACAGGACAUAACAGCCCCUUAUACAAAGGAUCCCAAGAUAUUGGGGACCACGUUUACUUAAAUACUGAUUUUGCUAUGAGGUACUGGGCGGAAAAGGGAACACCUGUACAAAAGUUAAAUAUGGGCUUUGCUACAUACGGACGCACGUUUCAUCUUUCUACUCGAUCCAGUCAAGUUGGAGCCCCUGCCAGCAGCCCUGCUGCUGCUGGCACAUUUACAAGGGAGCCCGGCAUUUGGUCUUAUUAUGAGAUUUGCACCUUUCUUCAAGGGGCCAGUGUCCACUGGAUUGAGGACCAGAAAGUCCCAUAUGCCACCAAACAAAAUGAGUGGGUUGGAUAUGACAAUAAAGAAAGUUUUAUGACUAAGGUCCGUUACCUACAAAACAACACUUUUGGAGGAGCCUUUGUCUGGGCUCUGGAUCUAGAUGACUUUAAUGGACAGUUCUGUGGACAGGGACGAUACCCCCUCAUCAGUUCUCUUCGCUCUCUUUUGUUUCCAGGUCUCUGUCUCGCGUUUGGCAGUCUGGUCUCAUCCUCCAGACUUAUGUGUUACUUCACAAACUGGUCCCAAUACAGACCUGGCAAUGGGAGGUUUAUGCCUUCAAAUAUUGAUCCGAACCUUUGUACUCACCUAAUCUAUGCCUUUUCUGGUAUUAAUGAGGCAAAUGAAUUAGUGACCACAGAAUGGAAUGAUGAGGAACUCUAUAGAUCCUUUAAUGGACUCAAACAAAGGAAUCCAAAUCUUAAAACCCUGCUGGCAGUUGGAGGUUGGAACUUUGGAACACAAAAGUUCACUACUAUGGUGUCAACACAAGCCAACAGAAAUACAUUUAUACAAUCUUCUAUCAAACUACUGAGAAAAUUUGGUUUUGAUGGACUAGACCUAGACUGGGAAUACCCUGCAGCAAGAGGGAGCCCUCUGGAAGACAAGAAGAGAUUCACAGUGUUAUGCAAGGAGCUACUACAGGACUUUGAGGCAGAGGGAACAUCAACAGGACAGCCCAGGUUAAUGAUUUCUGCUGCUGUGUCUGCUGUUAAAGGAACUAUUGAUGCCGGUUAUGAAGUCUCAGAGAUAUCAAAGUAUGUCGAUUUUAUUAAUGUGAUGACAUAUGACUUUCAUGGUACCUGGGAGAGUGUCACAGGACAUAACAGCCCCUUAUACAAAGGAUCCCAAGAUAUUGGGGACCACGUUUACUUAAAUACUGAUUUUGCUAUGAGGUACUGGGCGGAAAAGGGAACACCUGUACAAAAGUUAAAUAUGGGCUUUGCUACAUACGGACACACGUUUCAUCUUUCUACUCAAUCCAGUCAAGCUGGAGCCCCUGCCAGCAGCCCUGCUGCUGCUGGCACAUUUACAAGGGAGCCCGGCAUUUGGUCGUAUUAUGAGAUUUGCACCUUUCUUCAAGGGGCCAGUGUCCACUUGAUUGAGGACCAGAAAGUCCCAUAUGCCACCAAACAAAAUGAGUGGGUUGGAUAUGACAAUAAAGAAAGUUUUAUGACUAAGGUCCGUUACCUAAAAAACAACACUUUUGGAGGAGCCUUUGUCUGGGCUCUGGAUCUAGAUGACUUUAAUGGACAGUUCUGUGGACAGGGACGAUACCCCCUCAUCAGUUCUCUUCGCUCUCUUUUGUUUCCAGAUCUUCCUCCACUUCCAACUGCUCACACCAACCUGAAUCAGGAGACAUCAACAAAUAAGGAUCACAUUUUGCCUCAUCCCAGACCAUCAAUCACUACUACAACCACUGACAACUUCUGUGCUACAAAAAUUGGUGGGCUAUAUGCCAAACCUGACGCUCCAGGUUCUUUUUACAGCUGUGCCAAUGGCAUCACAUGGAUCCAAAACUGCCCAGCUAAUUUAGUCUUUCGAGACAGUUGUAAGUGCUGUGACUGGCCCUAG